AUGUUCCGAGCUCACUUAAAUGCAGCAGGUUCUGAUGAACCAACAAAUCCACCUUUAGUGUUCCUUGACCAAACUCUGAUAGUAUUUGAUGUUGAACAAAGAAAGAAUGCAUCACAAAUCCUUCACCUCAAACGCAUGCCAAAAAUCGGUUUAGUUUCCUAUAGAUUUCAGACGAAUGCACCUACAAGGUAUAUAGUCAACCCCAACUGCGGAAUACUAUCAGAUGAUAAUCCUAUUCCGAUAAAAAUUGAGCUCGUUGGCAAUCGCUUCAAUCCACAACACAAACUUAUUUUGCAAGCUGCUCUCAUAGAAAACAAAGAUGAUUGGCAAAGGUCAUUACUGCUCUCCACCGUAGAACAACGGCUCGACGAUCGAGCCGAGCGAGUUGAUCUGUCGAAUCAUCGAUUGGCAGAAUUCCAACGAAUAGCUCGGCUUUAUUUCACUAUGCAGAGAACCCCGGGUAUUUUUAUAAAUAAACUGUCGAACAUGCAGGAUUAA
Messenger RNA from Cooperia oncophora, 498 nucleotides. The record is from the annotation of a GenBank genome assembly. NCBI's taxonomy places the organism in Eukaryota, Metazoa, Nematoda, Chromadorea, Rhabditida, Trichostrongylidae.